This is a messenger RNA of Phanerochaete carnosa HHB-10118-sp, 2230 nucleotides long. RefSeq lists its product as uncharacterized. Gene Ontology annotation, cellular component: MICOS complex. The record is from RefSeq and is a predicted model, not a curated record. Gene Ontology annotation, biological process: cristae formation. NCBI's taxonomy places the organism in Eukaryota, Fungi, Basidiomycota, Agaricomycetes, Polyporales, Phanerochaetaceae. The coding region runs from base 57 to 1994 and encodes 645 amino acids. The transcript is spliced from 4 exons.
CAACUUGACCGCACCUCCAACGUUUUGCGUAGUGUCGUGCCCAACGACGUGCUCGGAUGCUUCGCGCUGCGAAACUGAUUGGUUCAGGCCGGGGUGCGGUGAGGGUGUCUGUCCGUCGGCGGCUUGCGACGGAGGCCUCACCGACACUGGUCCCGAAGAAGAGGCACCCCGUUCGCCGAUUCGUACUCUACACCGCAGGCGCGACGGCAACGUUCUAUGUUAGCAGCACGUUCGUCUCCUUUGCCAUCCCGCAAUACCACGAUUUCUUCAUCGAGAAUGUCCCCCUCGGUGCUUCGUUCCUCCAGUACGCAGAAGACCAUGAGUGGGAUACUCUCUCCGUCGAGAAGGUCGUCGACUCAGCUUCGAAGAGCGUUGCGUACGUGCAGAGCUUCUUUACCACUGAAGAGGCAAACAAGGUCGUCGAACGCACGAAGGGUGCCCUCGAGCGGACCAAGGAAGCGUCCAGGGACCGGAUGCAGUCUGUUAAGCAGUCCGUCAAGACCUCCGUCAGCAAAGCUUCCGAUGAAGUCAAAAAAGAUGCUGCUAUAGCUAAGCAUCAAGCGACUCAGUUCUCGGAGGGCGUUGAGGACCUCGUACGACGCGCCGAGGAUGCGCUCGCCGGAAGGGCUCCCGUCCCGAAGCCUGACGCGCCGACCACGCCUUCGCAGCCAGAGGCUGCCACCCCCACUAUUGACAAGAAGGGGAAAGGCGUGUAUGAUGUUCCACUUCCUAUUGGCUUCGAGCCGCCUCCGGGCUACGCGAAGCCCGCACAGCCUAAGCCUGCACCCACGGAGAAGGCUGCACCAACCAAGGGGGACGUCACCCCGUCACCACCUGCCCAUAAACCUCUUCCUCUGGUUGCCCCGGCUGUCCGCGAAUUUGCCGCAUCUGAACCGGUCAUUGCCCAGCUCGCGACUGUCAUCGACGACCUUGCGUCUUAUGUGAACACCAAUCCCACUGCUGCUGAGAAGGCACGCGACGUCCUUGACACUGCCAAGAUCGACCUCACACAGCUCGCGUCGCGCAUCGAGCAGGUCAAAGAGGAGGAGCGCCGCGUUCUGGAGGCGAAGCUCGACGAGCAGACGCGUGAGUACACGCUCAAGCUGCUUGAGAUGGAGAUGGAGGCGCAAGACAGACUUGACAGCCAGGAGGAGGGUUUCCGUAAGUUCUUCGACGAGGAGAAGAACAAGUUUGUUCAGGCGUACCGCGAGAAACUCAACCGCGAGCUGCAGACCCAGAGCGAGAUCAUCAACGAGCGCCUGAAGGAGGAGGUAAUAGCACAAGGCAUCGAACUGCAGCGACGCUGGAUUCGCGAGAUCAAGAUGCGCGUCGAGCAGGAGCGCGGCGGCCGUCUCGCCAAGCUCGACGAGCUUUCCACCAACUUGAAGCGCCUCGAACGCAUUGCUCUCGAUAACUCUUCCUAUCUUGACGAGAACCUACGCGUGCACGCACUCUGGUCUGCUAUUCGCGCCCUCGGCCACGCAGUCGAUGCUCCCGUCCGCAAGCCUUUCCGCGACGAGCUCCGUGUACUUAGGCACAUUGCCGCUGCGCGGGAAGACCCCGUUGUUGUCGCCGCACUUGACACUCUGGACGCAACAGACACCCCCGACAUUGGCGUCGAGCCGCUCGGUGACCUCACGAUCUGGUUUACGACUUCGGUCGCGCCUAAGGUUGCCGCUGUCGCGCUCGUGCCGGACCAGAAUGCGGGCGUGCUCUCACACCUCGCAUCGCACUUCCUGUCGUCUUUCACCUUCAAGCGCCAAGGUCUGGUUCCUGGAGGUGACGUCCUCAGCGUAAUUGCGCGUGCGGAGUACUACCUGAAUGAGAAGGAUCUGGACGGCGCGGCGCGCGAGCUCAAUCAGCUGAAGGGCAUCGCCAAGAUCCUGCUCUCUGACUGGUUGAAUGCCGCUCGGAGACGCUUGGAGGUCCUUCAGGCUCUUCAGGCUGUGGAAACACAGGCCACUCUGGCCUCUCUGCUAGUCGCUCAAGAUUAGACACGCUCAUUUGUUACCCAAAAUUUCAGUGGACAGCGUUAGAUGCUAGAGUUUGUCUUCGGUCAGGGAAGCCAUUAAUAUUCCGGCAAUCAUGGAAAUUGUGCGUGCAUGGCAUCAGUUUACUUGUGUAAGCUUAUAUAGCAGCCAUUUGCGAUAUGCGGGCAAAUGUGGCUGUGGAAGGUCAAGGGACCCACUGCUGUACAGCGCGAAGCAUCUGGUCCUUCGCUGCAGGAUCC